GAAGAAGGAAAGAGUCACUGACACAAAAAUAAAACCUGUCACCGAUCCUAUCCCAAAAAAAAAAAAAAAAGGUUCUCGUAAGCAUCACUCUACCACAGCUCCACAAAGUCUUUCAAGCUUCUUUAGAAAAAUAAAAAAGCCUUAUAUAGUCAUGUAGUUACUACUCACGACACGGUACAAAAAAGAAAUCUCUGCUGGAUAACGAUUGAGAGUCAAUUGACAAAAGUAGUAUUGAUGUUCGGCGGAGGCAGAGGAAUGGGCGGCGGCGGAGGAGGAAGCAUGUUAAAGGUGGUGGGUAGGAGUGUUGCACGAGCUGGUGUCACCAAUCUUCAAGAAACUAUAUCUUCUAGUAGUACUGGCAGUGCUACUUCCCCAACAUCUGUUUCUAGGUCAACCCAUAAGCUUAAUUCUUCAAAUAAUAAUCUUACCUUAUCUUCCGCUUCUGGGUCUCACUUUCCUUCCACUAAUACCCCUAUUUCUGCUCAUAAUAUCAAUAUCACUUCUUGGCCAUCUUUCUCUUCUGAUGAGUAUGAGUGGGUGUCGGUCGACGGAAGUGAAGAGGAGAAAUCAUUUGAUGAUUUUGUUCUUGGUCCUGUUCCUUCUCUUGAUGAAGUUCAUAGCGCUGUCUCUGCCCUUACACAGGUGUUUGAUGCUGCCUCAUACUCCCAGUUCAUUACAGAUAAAUUUGCUUAUAAUGUCGAUAGACCUGUAGCUGAUCAGAUUUCAAGUCCAACUGGCAUUUUGCACCGUGCUUCUCCAGUCUGCCCAGAAGCAGAUUGGAUGGAGCCCUCCCCACAUCUGUGUAACUCAAGAAUGUUGCAGCGUUAUGGUCCUGACAGAGUUUAUGAUGCUUUUCAUUUGUUGCAGAAUGAGCCGUCUAUUCAGAGAAUGGUAAUCUCAUUGUCUUCUGAUAAAGCUGUUUGGAAUGCUGUUUUGAACAAUGAUGUGGUUCGGGAGCUGCGUGAGACAUAUAAUACAGAAGAAAACAAUACUCUGCCAACUCCAGAGGGUUCAGAUGAGACUAGUCAUGACUCUAAUCCAGCAACGAAUGCUGUCAAGUGGAUAUUUCAAAACACAAAAGCAAAAUUCAUGGAGGUACUUGACAAAAUAACAAUGCUGAUGAAUGAGUUGUUUAAAGCACCUGAUGUUGAGAAUAAUGCAACCGGAACCGUGGAUCCAUUUGAGGAAAGGCUGAGAACAUCCUUCCUGCUCUCCGUGGUGGUCUUGCUGGUUGUGGUUGUGACUCGAGCCCACAGGGCUUGACCAUAAUUUGCCGACAUAACAAGCAGUAUCCUCCCAGUUGAGAUCUGCCAGUAAGCUUCUCACUGGGUUGCUUUUUCUAAGUCGUUAAGCUCAAUGUGCCAGAAAUUUAUCUGUAUUGUGGAUAUGUUGUUAUAGUGGCCCUUUGUCUGUUAAGAAAGUGGCUCUUCAGUCUUGACAUUGUGUUGACAGGUUUAUGUACAAUAUUUGGGAUUUGUGGAUGUUAAGUUGUUUUGCUUAGUUAAGAAAGUGACUUUCUGCUUA
Molecule: messenger RNA, 1524 nt
Organism: Ricinus communis (castor bean)
Lineage: Eukaryota; Viridiplantae; Streptophyta; Magnoliopsida; Malpighiales; Euphorbiaceae
Exons: 4
Coding region: 235-1263 (342 amino acids)
Source: RefSeq, a predicted model, not a curated record